Drosophila takahashii is the source of this 1224-nucleotide messenger RNA. It is a transcript of the gene Spt7, whose product is annotated as Spt7. The record is from RefSeq and is a predicted model, not a curated record. Gene Ontology annotation, cellular component: SAGA complex. Lineage: Eukaryota; Metazoa; Arthropoda; Insecta; Diptera; Drosophilidae. Gene Ontology annotation, molecular function: transcription coactivator activity.
CCUAUCGAUAGGUCCGAUAGACGCCUGGCGAAAACAAAACAAUUAAUUUUUUAGCAAAACAAAUUAAAUUAAAUGUUUUAAGUAGAAUUUAAGAGCGUAUCAGCAUGCAAGUGGAGCACUGGGGCGCGUUGCCCACGGAGGACGAUGGUGUCCAGCUGACGCCGGACAAAUAUGUGCCCACGGCGGCCAAGAAACCCAAGCUGGACGAGAUUCGCUUGCGCGGGGAACUGCAGCCGGAUGAAAAACACCACACGGUGGAACUGCGGAGCGCCCUGGUCACCCAGACCAUCGAGGUGAUGAAGCAAACCGAGGUUCUGCAGUCCCUCAUCGAAACGUACUCCAAUAAAAAUGGAAGUUCGAACUACCUGCUGAAUCCCUGCCUGAUGAUACCAGAAGUGGACUUUCCCCCUGAGAACGCCGCCGAGCUGGUGGGCAGCCAGAAGUUCCAGAAGCCCAUCUGGUUCACGCCCACCGUGGACACGGCGUACUCGCGCGGGGAUCCGCAGUCCUAUCCGGAGAUCUCCGGCUCUGCCUGCCGCCAGGCGGUGCGCAAGGUGAUGUGCGGCAUGCUGCGGCUCGCGGGAUUCACCGACUGCUCGGAGUCGGCGGUGCAGCUGCUGACCGAUGCCACCGAGGAGUUCCUGCGCAGCUUCAUCGGCGAGUAUCGCGGCAAUUACGACACUCAGCCGCGGCUGGAGAAGUCCACGGUGCUGCAGCUGGUUCCCUUGGAGAGCGCCCACACUGCGCUCACGGGCACCUCGCUCACCCAGGUGCACAACUACUACAAGCACAAGGUGCUCGCCCGGAAUCGCGUGGAGAUCGGGGAGUUCAACAGCGUGCUGCAGGAGUACGACAAGCUGAUGAAGGAGAGCCAGAGCAGCCUGCAAAAGCAGCAGCACAACAACGAGUUCAACGGCCACGACUUCCUCAACAUCCUGGACAACAGCGCCACCGGCAGCAGUCAGAGCAUCGGCGGCAACCUGGCCAUGGGCGACAUGCUGCAGGAUCUGGGCGGCGGCAGCACGGGCUCCAGCGGCACCGUCAGCUCCCAGCAGAUGCUCUACGGCCUGCUUGAUGGACAGAUAUCUUCCAAUACCUCCAAUAUGACGGGCACCAGCGGCAAUGGCAGCACAAGUGGGAACGGGAGUGGCACGGUCACCAACUUCCAUGCCACUUUUGAGUCGUAAAUAGGCUAGGAAACUCUCUUACUGAAAUUUAUGAACC